GCACAAGAAAGAAAAAAGCGAAAGAAAGAAAUAUCAAGAGGGAGAGAGAACCAGAUGUUGAUUGUGAAACUGUGUAAGCUAGCUCCAUAGCUAAUAAGAACAUCAUGGCCGACCGAGGAAAUUACACUGUUUGUGUAACAGGAGGUGCGGGUUUUAUCGGUUCUUCGAUUGUUAAAAAGCUUCUAGAGAAGGGUCAUAACGUUCGCGCUACAUUAAGAAACCUAAGUGAUGAAAACAAGGUUGGGUUGUUAAAGAGACUAGAAGGAGCAGAAACAAGAUUGGAGUUAUUUCAAGCCGACAUUUAUAAACCGGAUGAAUUCGAUGUUGUUAUCAAAGGUUGUGAUUUCGUUUUUCAUGUUGCAACCCCUUUGCAGCACUCCACUGAAAACUCACAUCAGUAUAAGAACACAACAGAGGCAGCAUUAGCAGGAGCCAAAAGUAUUGGAGAGUCCUGUAUUAGAUCAGGUACAGUGAGGAGACUCAUCUAUACGGCUUCUGUGUUUGCUGCGUCGCCGUUAAAAGAAGACGGGUCCGGAUAUAAAGAUGUGAUAGAUGAAUCUUGUUGGACGCCUCUUGGUCAUCAUUUCCCAUAUGCUAAUGAUAUUGUGGAGGCCUACAUAGAUUCAAAGUCAUUAUCAGAGAAAGAAAUCUUGAAGUUUGGCGACAAAGAUAUCAAUGGAGGAGUAGAAUUUGAGGCGGUAUCUCUAACUUGUGGACUCGUAGGAGGAGAUACCAUUCUUUCUUACUUACCUGAUAGCAUAAGUAUACUUGCGUCGCAUCCUACGGUAAUUCCAAACCAUGCUCCUAAGCAUCAAACUCUCAAGUUUUUGGAGGCAGUAGUAGGCAAGGUUCCAGUUGUACACAUUGAGGACAUUGUGGACGCACAUCUCUUCUGCAUGGAACAAGCUUCUAUGAAUGGUAGAUAUUUGUGCACAAAUGGAUAUGUGACAGUAAAUGAAAUCGGGGAUUACUUCCGGCAGUACCAUCCAGAGCUCACUAUAGCACAAGAACAAGAGUGCGAGGAGGGUGAAAAGUUGGAAAGAAAAAUCCAUUGGGGAUCAACCAAGCUGAAUGGUUUAGGUUUUGUUUACAAAUGUAAUGUCAAAAAGACAUUAGAUGACAGUGUUAAGUGUGUAAAGAAAUUUGGUGAUAUCAAUUAAUCAAGGGCCUUUUUUUGAUGUAUCCUACCUCCAAAUUUAAAUCCACGUUGGGAUUCAUAGAA
Papaver somniferum (opium poppy) is the source of this 1222-nucleotide messenger RNA. Its product is annotated as vestitone reductase-like. Gene Ontology annotation, biological process: steroid biosynthetic process. The record is from RefSeq and is a predicted model, not a curated record. Gene Ontology annotation, molecular function: 3-beta-hydroxy-Delta5-steroid dehydrogenase (NAD+) activity. NCBI's taxonomy places the organism in Eukaryota, Viridiplantae, Streptophyta, Magnoliopsida, Ranunculales, Papaveraceae. The transcript has 5 exons. Bases 105 to 1160 code for a protein of 351 amino acids.